GCGGUUGCGAGCGCACGUCUCUAACACACAGAGCCUAGUGAUAAUACGUCGCGUGAAACUUUUCGUAGUCCGAGUUGAACGGUCGCGAUAUCAGAACAUGAACAGAGUUCAGUGCUGUGUGCAUUAAAGUAGAGACUGAUCGGUGGUUCCGUAGAUCGGUGUCUCGGUGGCUGUGUUCCGACUUCAGAGGGGCUAAUUACCAGCUAGUCUAAUUGGCGGUGCGACGUUACAUGAAGGUGUCUGACCAGAGAAGAGGAGUAUUCUAGAGCGAGAUACGGUUCGUGCGAGAGACAGCCGCAGCAACCAAGCGGCUCCUCCCAGUUGGGACACAUGUUAGCUAUGGACGUGACAAAGGAGGCGCGCGCGUCACCACUGCCCUCGACGACCGGUGCGCCGGCGCAGCCCCAACCACAGAUAUGCGCUGGAUGCAGUAAGGUGAUAACGGAGCGUUAUCUCCUGAAGGCAUUGGAUCAGCUGUGGCAUGAAGACUGUUUGAAGUGCGGCUGCUGCGACUGUAGGCUCGGUGAGGUCGGACACACGUUGUAUACGCGAGCCAACCUUAUACUGUGCAAGAGAGAUUAUUUGAGGUUAUUCGGUAACACUGGUUACUGCGCCGCUUGUAACAAAGAUCCGGCCUUUGAGAUGGUGAUGCGCGCGCGCAGCAACGUGUACCACCUCGAGUGUUUCGCCUGCCAGCAGUGCAAUCACAGAUUCUGCGUCGGUGAUAGAUUCUAUUUGUGCGAGAACAAAAUCUUGUGCGAGUACGAUUACGAAGAGCGCUUAGUUUUCGCUAACAUGGCCUACAACCCGCCACCGCUCGCUCAUCUGAAGAGACAGACGACGCACCUGCCGCCACCUUCGACCAGCAACGCUAUCGGCCUCAUGAACGGAUCAAGUCGCUCGGGCGAUCUUAAUAACAACAUGUCAGGAUCGUCCCCGGCCUCCUUCGCGCCGCCCUCGCACCUCAAGCCGCUUGGCUUGUCUGCGUCCAGCUGAGAUUACAGAAUGUAAACCGCUCCAACCAAGAACCAUCUAACAGUGAAUCAAAAGGUCAUACAAUUAUUGGUGUAGUGACUUUAACAUGUACCAGUGUAUCUAUGAACCCAGCAACUAUAAAUGCUGGGUUUAAAUAGUCCGAGUGUAAACCGAGGCACUUGUUCCUGGUGUGAACCAUCCAACUAUACCGGUUUUGGAAUUUGGUGUUCUGCUUAGUGGUUGUCAUGGACUUUAAGAUGAUAUUGGUGACGGAAGGAACAUUUAUCUUAAAAUUUACAUGUCUCAGUGUUAGCUGCUAGUGUUAAUGCCAAAACGAUUUAGACAAUCAACUUCCUCCUCGGCGAGUUUUAGAAUGAAGUUUUAAUAAAAUGUAACAUUAAAAUAAAUUUAAUCUCAUAAGAGGAUCUCAUAGGACGGUCUCAUAGGACGUAGAAUAACUGAUGUGGAUUUCAACAAUGAUAUAUGAUUUGUGAUGUAAUGGAUCUAAAGUUCAAAGACUGCGUUUGUUUUAUUGAUGUUUCUUAUUAUUAUUAUUAUUAUUUUAGAUUUUCGGAAGAUUUAUAUCCAAACAUGUCUCACUCAACGCCAUCUACGUUGUGUAUAAUAUUUUACGAUGCAAUACGACGGACAAACUCUAUAUUAGUGUUUUAUUGUUUAGCAUAACUUGGCAUAGCCACUGGAUGUCGUCUGCUUGUGCGUUCAGACUCGUUGUUUCGUUAGAUUGUAUAUUGCCUGUUAAGUUUAAUUCUGACGUCGUUAUAAUGUUUGUAUUAUUUAUGUAAAUAUUAUAAAUUUAAGUGAGCUGUAUUAUUAUGGAAUCGGUGUAUAUUUAAAAUCUCGUUUAUAGCGAAAUGUAUAAAUAUUAUUAUAAUUAUAUUAAUAUCGUAACUGUAUAGGAUAGUCCAAGGUACUUUACCCUGCUAUAUAUUAAAGUAGGUAUCGUAAUAGGUAUUUAAUUCAGCAUUUACGUAGGCGAAAUCUCAGUCAUUCCUGAUCUUGUAAGAGAUGUUGAUGUUUGGACGAAUUGUAUUUAAUGUGUCGGAAUGUUUCAAAACCAAUGAUACGACCAAAGAAGUAGCUCAUUAAAAACUUGUUCGAAACUA
Messenger RNA from Danaus plexippus (monarch butterfly), 2099 nucleotides. RefSeq names its product LIM domain only protein 3 (gene Bx). Lineage: Eukaryota; Metazoa; Arthropoda; Insecta; Lepidoptera; Nymphalidae. Gene Ontology annotation, biological process: positive regulation of transcription by RNA polymerase II. Gene Ontology annotation, molecular function: DNA-binding transcription factor binding; transcription coactivator activity. Gene Ontology annotation, cellular component: nucleus. The record is from RefSeq and is a predicted model, not a curated record.